Apis florea (little honeybee) is the source of this 2556-nucleotide messenger RNA. It is a transcript of the gene Su(var)3-3, whose product is annotated as lysine-specific histone demethylase Su(var)3-3. The record is from RefSeq and is a predicted model, not a curated record. Gene Ontology annotation, biological process: regulation of DNA-templated transcription; chromatin remodeling. NCBI's taxonomy places the organism in Eukaryota, Metazoa, Arthropoda, Insecta, Hymenoptera, Apidae. Gene Ontology annotation, cellular component: nucleus. Gene Ontology annotation, molecular function: flavin adenine dinucleotide binding; oxidoreductase activity; transcription factor binding.
AUUCUAUAUUACCGUAGUCUCUGGAUUUCAUAAUUGUAUGUGCCGCCGGUUUGAAGAGUCAAAACAAACCUGUGUGAUUACGCACAGCAGUGGUUACGUUUGAUACGGAAAUUAUUAAAUAGCAGCAAUAUGAGUCGAAGAAAAAGAGCGAAGGUGGAGUAUAGAGAAAUGGAAGAGAAAUAUAAUCAAUUAGAGGAUGAAAAUGCUUCAGAUACAUCGGAAAAAUCUAAACCUGGUCUUGUAACACCAGAAAAAAAAGUUGUUCCUGAAGUAAAGAAAGAAUCCGAUACAAGUAUAUCACAAUCUGUUCCCACAUCGUCAGCACCAAGAAUUGAAGUUAAAGAAGAAGACGAUCAAGAUAGCGAUCAUGAAGAUCCUCAUGUAAAAGAAUUACUUAAUGGUUUGGAAGGGGCAGCAUUUCAAAGUCGUCUUCCAUUUGAUAAAUUAACUUCUACAGAAGCUGCUUGUUUCCCAGAUGUUUCUGGCGGUCCACCACAGACUCAGAAAGUUUUUCUUCACAUUCGAAACAGACUUUUGCAAUUAUGGCUUGAAAAUCCGAAACAACAAUUGAUAAUUGAAAAUGCUUUGCCAGCGAUAGAACCACCUUAUAAUAGCGAUACUGUAUUAGCACGUCGAAUUCAUGCAUUUUUAGAGAGACAUGGUUUUAUUAAUUUCGGAGUAUUUAAACGACUUAAACCAUUACCUACGAAGAAGUUAGGUAAAGUAAUUGUAAUUGGAGCAGGCAUUGCUGGUUUAGCCGCAGCUCAACAAAUGCAACAAUUUGGUUUAGAAGUAAUUGUACUCGAAGCACGGGAUCGUGUUGGUGGACGAAUUGCAACAUUUCGUAAAUCUUCGUAUAUAGCCGAUCUCGGGGCUAUGGUAGUCACGGGUUUAGGUGGGAAUCCCGUAACAACACUUAGUAAACAGAUUAACAUGGAACUUCACAAAAUUCGACAAAAGUGUCCUUUAUACGAAAGCGAUGGUCAAACGGUCCCGAAAGAUAAAGAUGAAAUGGUAGAGAGAGAGUUUAACCGGUUAUUGGAAGCAACUUCAUAUCUUUCACAUCAAUUAGAUUUCAAUUAUGUGGGUAGCGCUGGAUCUGGACAAGGUGGUAAUACACGACCGGUUUCAUUGGGCCAGGCACUGGAAUGGGUGAUACGUUUACAAGAGCAAGGUGUCAAACAACGUCAAGUAGCACAUCUACGUUCCGUAUUAUCGCUCCAAGGCCGACUUAUCACCAAUCAACAUAGGAUGAUAGCGAUCAUGGAUCGUUUGGUCGAGUUAAAUAAGCAAUAUAAAGAAAUGACCGAAAGUAAAUUACAAACACGUGAUAUAACGCAAGAAUUCGUAUUGCGUUCAAAAUUACGCGAUCUUCAUAAUGCGUGCAAGGAAUGGGAUCAACUUUCCGAACAGCAGAAAGAAAUCGAGGCAAAGUUACAAGAAUUGGAAGCCUCCCCUCCUAGUGACGUAUAUCUUUCUUCGAAGGACCGUCAAAUAUUGGAUUGGCACUUCGCAAAUUUGGAAUUCGCCAACGCGACGUCGUUAUCGAAUCUAAGCCUGAAACAUUGGGACCAAGACGACGACUUCGAAUUUACUGGCAGUCAUCUAACAGUUCGCAACGGCUACUCGUGCGUACCUGUUGCUCUGUCCGAGGGCCUGGACAUCCGGCUGAACACGGCUGCAAGGGCGGUCCGCUACGGGGUGAACGGGGUGGAGGUGUGGGCCGCACCCUCGCGCAGCCCCCACACAAAUCACACGGUGUACAAGGCGGACGCGGUGCUGGUCACCCUCCCCCUCGGAGUGCUCAAGGCGUCCGCGCCGCCGUCCGCGGUCGCCUUCAAUCCUCCGCUUCCGGACUGGAAGUCGCAGGCUAUUCAGAGGCUCGGUUUCGGCAAUUUAAAUAAGGUGGUGCUGUGCUUCGAACGGAUCUUCUGGGAUCCGACCGCCAAUUUGUUUGGCCACGUGGGGAGCACAACCGCGUCGCGUGGCGAGCUCUUCCUCUUCUGGAACCUUUACAAGGCGCCGGUGUUAUUGGCUCUGGUCGCUGGAGAGGCUGCCUGCGUCAUGGAGAAUGUCAGCGACGACGUGAUCGUUGGACGUUGCAUAGCCGUCUUGAAGGGUAUCUUUGGAAAUCAAGUGGUCCCACAGCCGCGCGAGAGCGUAGUGACGAGAUGGCGAGCGGAUCCAUGGGCGAGAGGCUCGUACAGCUUCGUCGCGGUCGGCAGUUCCGGUAGCGAUUACGAUCUUCUGGCCGCCCCUGUCGCACCUCCUGCCACACCUGGCGCACCGCCACCGCAACCCAGGGUUUUCUUCGCAGGAGAGCACACCAUAAGAAAUUACCCUGCGACCGUGCACGGCGCAUUUCUCAGCGGGCUCCGCGAGGGUGGACGAAUCGCGGAUCAACUCUGCGGAAGCCCUUACGCGCCGCCGACGAUGCCCGCUUCCGGUCCACCGCCCACGGCCAUCCCAUCCGCGACCACCGGAUCGACGACCACGCCUUAGCGAAUUCCUGCCGCGGAGUUCUUGGCCUUCGAUCGAUAAAGAAAGAAAAGAAAA